This is a messenger RNA of Nylanderia fulva, 926 nucleotides long. Its product is annotated as mitochondrial intermembrane space import and assembly protein 40-B. Lineage: Eukaryota; Metazoa; Arthropoda; Insecta; Hymenoptera; Formicidae. The record is from RefSeq and is a predicted model, not a curated record. Gene Ontology annotation, cellular component: mitochondrial intermembrane space. Gene Ontology annotation, biological process: protein import into mitochondrial intermembrane space. Gene Ontology annotation, molecular function: protein-disulfide reductase activity.
CAAUUAAUCAUGCCAUUAAUUCGCAAGGAGGGCAAGGACACCAUCAUUUUCGCGUCCAAGGAGGACCACGCGGCUCCCAGCAAGAUCAGUUUGCCGGAUCCGGAACCUAGUCCUGGUCUGCUGCUGCCUAACGGUGAGAUCAACUGGAAUUGCCCUUGUCUAGGUGGUAUGGCGACCGGGCCGUGUGGAUUAGAGUUUCGCGAGGCUUUCUCCUGUUUCCAUUACUCGACCGCGGAUCCAAAGGGCUCCGACUGUCGUAAGGUAUUCGAAACGAUGCAGGACUGCAUGUUGCAGUACCCAGCGCUGUACGAGAGCAGAGGCGCACCUUCGGAGGACGACCUGGACGACGAGGAGGAGCUGGCUGAAGGAAUGGAAAAGUCAGCUUCCAGCGAGGAGAAGAGAAAGGCAAUCGCUAGUCAGGACGAGAUAUUAGAGACGACGACUGAGAACAGAGUGAACACUUCGAGUACGAAACAAGAAGUGGAGCGAGCCAAGACUAACUGAAUCGAUGUUACUUACACUUUGCGCACUUCGCUGUUUCAAGGUGACAUUAUAGUGUCUUUUUUCUCUUCUGUUAAUGAAUAUUUUAUGUUUUUUCGAGAGAGCACGAUAUCACGCCUUGUUAUAUUGCGGUGUAGUAUUUGAAGACGCGUUUUUCUAACGCAUAAGUAAUGAGACUUAAAACGUGAAAGAUCUCUCUAACUUGAACAAAAGUGACGAUAGGAUAACUAGAAAACACUAGGAGGGCGCAAUUAUUUUUCUGAUAUUUCAUAGAUUUAUCAGAUCAAAGCCUAGAGAGGAUAAAUUUAAAAAGCGUGUUUGUAUAGAGUAAUUAGAGAAUUUAUGGUAAGUCUGGAUAUAGUCAAUUGUGCAGUAAAGUUGUUCAAAGAUUUUAUGUUAGUCUGUUAUUAAAAAGAUCUUAUUAA